Triticum turgidum subsp. durum (durum wheat) is the source of this 2724-nucleotide messenger RNA. NCBI's taxonomy places the organism in Eukaryota, Viridiplantae, Streptophyta, Magnoliopsida, Poales, Poaceae. The record is from the annotation of a GenBank genome assembly.
AUGGCGGGAGCGGCCGGGAGGGAGAGGGACCCGCUCCUCCGCUCCGAGAUCCACGGCUUCAUCACCUACGCAGACUUGAAUUUCGAGAAGCUGAAAGCAGAGGCCGCGUCGCGCUGGUUCCGGCCGAAUGAGAUCUACGCGGUCCUGGCCAACCACGAGAGGUUCAAGGUCCAUGCACAGCCCAUCGACAAGCCCGUGAGUGGUACUAUUGUUCUAUAUGAUCGCAAAGUUGUCCGGAACUUCCGGAAGGAUGGCCAUAAUUGGAAGAAAAAGAAGGAUGGCAAAACUGUCCAAGAAGCCCAUGAAAAAUUAAAGAUUGGUAAUGAAGAGAGGGUUCAUGUCUAUUAUGCUCGAGGUGAGGAUAAUCCAAAUUUCUUUAGAAGGUGCUACUGGCUGCUUGACAAAGAGGCUGAACGGAUUGUUCUUGUGCAUUAUCGUCAAACAUCUGAGGAAAAUGCCAUAGCACAUCCGAGCACAGAAGCCGAAGCCGAAGCGCCUACAAUGAAUGUGAUUCAAUAUUAUACUUCUCCGAUUUCAGCAAAUUCAGCCUCAGUUCAUACCGAGAUAUCGUUCUCCCCUCCGGCACCAGAGGAAAUUAACUCACAUGGUGGCAGUGCAAUUUCUAGUGAUACUGGUGGCUCUAGUCUGGAAGAGUUCUGGGUUCAUCUAUUGGAGUCAUCUAUGACAAAGGAUACUGCUUGUGGCGCAUCCGUGGCAUUUAGUCAGCAGAUUAAAUGCGGAACAAAGGAUUCUGGAAAUGACACGGACUCUACAAAUAAUGUACAUGUGAACCACGCCGGAGCUCUGGAACAUCAAGUAGACCAAUCUCAAUACCCUUUAACAUCAGAUCUCGAUUCUCAGUCACAUCAAUUUGCAACUUCUUUGCGGAAAACUCCAGUGGAUGGUGACAUUCCUAAUGAUGUGCCUGCUAGAGAGAACAGUCUUGGACUGUGGAAGUACUUGGAUGAUGACAGUCCUUGUCUAGGGGAUAAUAUAGUGAGCAAUGGAAAAAUCUUCAACAUCACUGAUUUCUCCCCAGAAUGGGCUUGUUCCACAGAGCAUACCAAGAUCUUGGUGAUCGGGGAUUACUAUGAGCAAUACAAGCAUCUGGCUGGUUCCAAUAUUUACGGUAUCUUUGGUGAUAACUGUGUUGCCGCAAACAUGGUCCAAACUGGUGUUUACCGUUUCAUGGUUGGACCACAUACAGCUGGACGAGUGGAUUUUUAUUUGACUUUGGAUGGGAAAACACCAAUCUCUGAGGUUUUGAAUUUUGAGUAUCGUAGUGUGCCUGGAAGUUCAUUGCAUAGUGAGUUAAAGCCGCUGGAAGAUGAGUACACAAAGUCAAAGCUUCAAAUGCAGAUGAGACUAGCUCGUUUGCUGUUUGUGACAAACAAGAAAAAGAUAGCACCAAAGCUUCUUGUGGAAGGCAGCAAAGUUUCUAAUCUCAUAUUGGCAUCACCAGAGAAGGAAUGGAUGGAUCUAUGGAAAAUUGCUGGCGAUUCUGAAGGCACAUCUGUUCAUGCUACUGAAGACUUGCUUGAAUUAGUUUUACGGAAUAGAUUGCAAGAAUGGCUUCUCGAAAGAGUAAUUGGAGGCCAUAAAUCAACCGGCCGUGAUGAUCUAGGACAAGGACCUAUCCAUCUGUGUUCUUUCCUAGGCUAUACUUGGGCUAUCCGCUUGUUUUCUGUGUCCGGAUUCUCCUUGGAUUUCCGUGAUUCUUCUGGUUGGACUGCUUUACACUGGGCUGCAUACCACGGAAGGGAAAAAAUGGUUGCUGCUCUGUUAUCUGCUGGAGCAAAUCCAAGCUUGGUUACGGAUCCUACUGCAGUGUCCCCUGGUGGAUGCACUCCUGCUGAUCUGGCAGCAAGACAAGGUUAUGUGGGCUUAGCUGCAUAUCUUGCUGAGAAAGGAUUGACUGCACAUUUUGAAUCAAUGUCACUGUCCAAGGGUACUAAGCAAUCACCAUCAAGGACGAAACUAACAAAAGUACACAGCGAGAAGUUUGAGAACCUUACUGAACAAGAACUUUGCUUAAAAGAAUCCUUAGCGGCCUAUCGAAAUGCUGCUGACGCUGCCAGUAAUAUCCAAGCUGCACUUCGCGAUAGAACUCUUAAACUCCAAACAAAAGCAAUUCUUUUGGCCAAUCCUGAGAUGCAAGCAACUGCGAUAGUUGCUGCUAUGAGGAUUCAGCAUGCAUUCCGGAACUACAACAGAAAAAAAGAGAUGAGAGCUGCUGCACGAAUACAAAAUCAUUUCCGCACGUGGAAGGUCAGAAGGAACUUUAAGAACAUGCGAAGACAAGCUAUCAGAAUACAAGCUGCAUACCGAGGCCAUCAAGUGAGACGUCAGUACCGCAAGGUAAUAUGGUCUGUUGGAGUCGUGGAGAAAGCUAUUUUGCGAUGGAGAAAGAAGAGAAAAGGCUUGCGCGGCAUUGCAAAUGGAAUGCCAGCAGAAAUGACAGUGGAUGUAGAAGCUGCAAGCACUGCAGAAGAAGGUUUCUUCCAGGCCAGCCGGCAACAAGCGGAGGACAGGUUUAAUAGAUCAGUGGUACGUGUUCAGGCUCUGUUUCGUUGUCAUCGGGCACAGCAUGAGUACCGGAGGAUGAGGAUUGCUCAUGAGGAGGCCAAGCUGGAGUUCAGUAAAGGGCAGCAGCAGGCGCCGGCAUGCAGGAGGACCAUCUUAUUGAUCCUUUUGGCCGAAUCUGGUGUAUGUAUUUGCUGCUAG